AUGUCCUUUACACCAAUUGAAGAUGUUAUUAAUCAUUUUAAACAAAAUAAAUUUGUCAUUGUUAUGGAUGAUGACUCAAGAGAAAAUGAAGGUGACUUAAUCGUAGCAGCUAAAAAUAUUACCACUAACCAAAUGGCUUUCUUAGUACGUUAUUCAUCAGGUUACAUCUGCGCACCGAUGUCCAAUGAAUUCGCUGAUCGAUUAGACCUACCUUUAAUGAGAAAAAAUAUUAAAUGUGAAUCUAAUGCAGAUGAUAGACAUGGCACAGCAUAUACUAUCACUUGCGAUGUUGUCGAAGGUACUACUACUGGUAUCUCAGCUCACGACAGAGCACUAACCUGUAAAGCAUUAGCCAACCCAGUGAACAAACCUACGAAUUUCUUAAAACCUGGUCAUAUUUGUCCUCUGAGAAGUGCAGAGAAAGGUCUCUUGCAGAGGAGAGGACAUACUGAGGCUGCAGUGUAUCUAUGCCAAUUAAGUGGAUUACCACCGGUGGCAGCCAUUGGAGAACUGGUCAAGGAUGAAGAUGGCUCCAUGAUGAGAUUAAAUGAUUGUCAAGAGUUUAGUAAGAAACAUAACAUCCCAUUAGUAUCAAUCGAAGAUCUUGCAAAAUAUCUUUCCUCAAACUAA
Maudiozyma barnettii is the source of this 630-nucleotide messenger RNA. RefSeq names its product 3,4-dihydroxy-2-butanone-4-phosphate synthase. Gene Ontology annotation, cellular component: cytosol; mitochondrial intermembrane space. Gene Ontology annotation, biological process: aerobic respiration; riboflavin biosynthetic process. The record is from RefSeq and is a predicted model, not a curated record. Lineage: Eukaryota; Fungi; Ascomycota; Saccharomycetes; Saccharomycetales; Saccharomycetaceae. Gene Ontology annotation, molecular function: 3,4-dihydroxy-2-butanone-4-phosphate synthase activity. The coding region runs from base 1 to 630 and encodes 209 amino acids. The transcript has a single exon.